Molecule: messenger RNA, 4634 nt
Organism: Cydia splendana
Lineage: Eukaryota; Metazoa; Arthropoda; Insecta; Lepidoptera; Tortricidae
Product: mucin-2-like
Exons: 1
Source: RefSeq, a predicted model, not a curated record
UCCAGGAAUUAUUAUUUCGUCCGCCGCCGCCGGCCUUUAGCGAGACCCAACGAGAUCACUUCGGACUCGGACGAAACCGCUGAGCUGUCUAGAAAAAUCAGAUCGACAACGCCCGACAGUCGGGAGAUCGGAGGUACUAGGGUCAAUGGAGAGACCGGGCGUAGGUAUAGAAGUAGGCUUCAACCUUCAGCCGACGACUCAGUCCCGGCUGAAGCGUCUGCUGUACCGCGAGGGCAAUUCAGGCCUCGUUUAAAUCGGGAGGAGUUGAUUUCAUUAACUCCGAUAGAUAUUGACAGUGACAUAGAAGCUCCAGUGUCUGCACCCAAGCCUAGUUUUGCUCCCAGGCGCUUCCGAGGAAGAACAUCUACCACCGUGGCCGAUAAAGCUGAGGACAGUGAAGUAUCAGCCGCUACACUCGAUGUUAGGCCGAGCAUAUUACCGAGGGGUAGAGGCAGGUUUUCUGGAAGCACCACCACUGAAAGCAUAGAACCCAGCACAAGUGAAGCCUCAUUAGUGGCACGACGCCCAGCGUUUACAAAAUUCACGCCUCGCCCGUUUACUAGAUCGACUACUGCGUCUAGGUCUGGCCUAGAUGAGCAAGUUGAAGAAGAGGUUAGUGAAGAUGUAACUAGAAAAAUCUCACCCAGGUUGCCAUUUGGCAGAGUGAGACCGUCGACGUCCACUCCUCUACCGACAUUCCAAGCUAGGAAAGUAUCGUUUCCGUCUCGUCAAUCUACUACUCCGCGAAUACUGACUAGUGACAUUGACGAGGAGGAGCAAGAUAAACAUGAAGAUAUCACUCUCUCUGAAAGUGCUCUGAGUGAAACAGAGCAUGAGGAUAAUCUCGACGAAGAAAUUAAUGAAACUCCUAAGCGUAUUGUCAUUAAACGUCUCAGAACACCCAGCAGUUCUACGACUGAGAGUCCAAUUGCUACAGAAACUAUUCCAAUAAAUGAUUUGGGCAAAAGGAAAUUUAGAGUAAUUAGACGAAGACCAACUUCUACAGCUGCUCCCGAAGAACCUAGUGUGGCUCCCACUGAACCAACAAGAAAUAAAAUUCGUAAGGUAAUUAGGAAAAAGAUAAGACCAAUUGAGGAUGAGCCCGAAAUUUUGGCCAAAUCUAUAGGUUCCCUGAACGCAGUUAAUAAAGAAAGUUCAACAGAAAUUGUAACUAACUACGGAGAAAAAACAAAAACUUCAAUAAUUUCUAUAACAACCGAGGCGCCUUCUUCCACCACUCCAGAGCUAGAAAAGGAGUUAGAUGAACAAAUUGUUGAAAAUGAAAACAAUAGUAAUGAUGAAACGAACAUAGAAAAUGGUACAAUAGCCGAAGAAAAUAACACUGAGCACCCACAAACAAACCAAAGCAAUAUCAAGGAAGAAACGACUGAAAAACCUGCCGAUGAACCUAAUAUUGAAGCAAAGCCUGAAGUUUCAUUAGAAACAAGCCAAAAAGAAAUUAUUAUAUCAGAAGCAGAAAACGAGAAUCAAGCCUCACUUGAGCCCUCUAGUGAAAUACCACCAGUAACUGAGGUAGAGGAAUCCUCUCCUGAAACAACACCGAGUACGACCACAACACAAACAACUUCGCCUUCAUCGCGUUCAAGGGCACCUUACCGACCACUUAAACGAGUGUUCACUUCCACAACUGAAUCAACGUCUGCACCAAGCAGUAGAAUUUUUAGCCGUAAAUUCAACCCUGGAGUUUAUACUAGCCCGGCCACUGUCGAUAAAGAUACCUUCAAACCUAGCACUAGAAGGCCGUUUUCUUCGAGAACCUUCACUAGGCGUCCCUUCACUACGUCCAGUACUACUCCAGAACCAGAAGAAGAUUACUCUGAAGAAAUCUUGGAAGAAGAACCUGAGAACGAACUGGUGUUCGUUCCACCGAGCAAAUUAUUUACCAGAAAACCUGAAUUUAAUGAUGAUGACUUAGAAGAUUCAGGCGACGUCUCUGAAGAUGAAACUUUUGAAGAACAAAAACCUAAUUUGACUUCUAGGAAACCAUUCGUGCCACGAGUAGUUAACUCAAAUACCUUUAGGACUUCCACAUCCACUACAGAACUACCUAAACGUUUAAGCGGUUCUCUAAAUAGGACUUCAAUAUACAAUAGAACAAGCCCAAACAAACCUGUUGACCCAAAAGCAAAGCGAGUACAGAAUGUACCAGUUGGAUAUAAUAGACCAGCCGAAGCUCCAGUAACUGAAACAAGCGUCGCUAAUGAAGCAUCAGAAACCACAAACGAAAAUACUGAAGAAACCACUACAAAUAUAUUCAGUGAUGACUUUGAUAUGAGCACUGGCGAUGAUUAUCUAUCAAUGACUGAAGGUCCUGGUACAACGUUAACAGACAGUGAUGAGACUCUAUCUACCAACACUCUUCAGACCGAAACGGCUACAGCAGAAAUGGAAAUCAAUGGUAGUACUGAUGAUUAUUUAGAGAAUACGGAACAAACAACUAACUACCCUAGCACUCAUGAUACCACAUUUAACGCACAAACUGAAACAGAUGCUGAUGAUCGCACUACAGAGGUGACUACAGAACCUAUUGCCGAAACAACGCCUGUACCUACAGUUCCACCAGUUAUAAAAACUCAAUUUAACAAACUGUUCUCAGUAAGCCGCGUUGUAGAAGUAUCAUCGAAAUUAGACAAACAUCGUUUAAAUAAAAACAACGAAACACGGCUUAUUGAAGAAGGCAAAAUUAUGGUCGAGAAGAAGCCAGUGGUAGACAAAAUUGGUGAGGUAAGUAGGUACAGCCUUAUCAAAAUUGUUGAAGACGAAAUCCCAAUUUAUCUAACUAAAUAUGGACACAUAUAUCCCGUCGAAAAUCCACCGGACAAUCCGAUUCGGAUCGAUGAAGGCCGUAAUGCCAGAGCUCUGAGCAAUUUUGCUGAUGGACCUAAAGAGAACCUCGUUGCUUCCGAAAGCAUCAACGAAGCUUACAGACAUGUCACCAAAGAAGCUAAUAAGCCAAGCAGUGAAGUCCCGAAACACACUGUAGAGCACAUAGAAAGCGAUGAUUUUUUGAGUUACAUUAAUAAUGAUAAUAAAACCGACAAAAACAGCGACAACACUUAUUCUCAGUGGCAAUUUGUGCCAGCUGCUUAUGAAAACGAGCAAAACAAACUAAACAAAGCAGCCAAGAGUUUUGAAGUUGUUACACCUCGAAGCAUGCUAACUGAUCCAUCUACUUUACCCUUAGAGGCUCUAUUUAAGACAGAAGUUCCAGUCAUGGCUAGACGGAUGAACAAUGACCAGGGCUCUCAACCUUUUGUUGUAUACUCAGCAUCGGUGCCCUCACAAAAAGAUGAUGCGAGUAUCGUCAAAGUGGACGUGCUAAAGCCAGAGGUUGGUCGCAGUAUAAUAACUUUUGCUAAAGGACAAGAAUUCCAAGGAGCGUCAGUUGAUCAAUCGACAAUACAAUACCCGGUUAAUAUUACAAUUUUAUCACAAACGUCUGACAGUCCAUCAUCCACCACAAUAAUGUCGAUUACGUCCACAACAGAGACCGUGAAUACUAGCCCUAUUAUUGACUUACUCACGACACCUGCACCAACAACUUUGACAACUGAAGCACAGACAAUUACCACAAUGGAAAUACCAUCAACAACAGAGACUAUAGCUGACGAAAUCACGACUGUCAAAAUAUCUCCCUUAGACGCGAAACGGAAAUUUGCAUUCCCUCGUAGACCCAUCGUUAAACCUUCAAAUUUCACUAGACCUAGUCCAACCCCGCGUGUUUCUAAAAAGAUAAAUGCUACCGUAGUCUCUAAUAACCUAAAGUCUAAUAAAACGUCUGGAUUCAACCCGACCAAAUCCCGAUUUACUGCUAACAGAGCUCAAAAUGUCCCCAUUGACUUUAGAAAGAAAACGAACACCACUAAAUUAGCACCUAAAGCUGUAACCAAAUCAUUCACCACAGAAGCACCUAGAACGACAACUGAGAGAAAACUAUAUUUCAAGCCGAUAAGGCCUAUUAGUGUGCGGCCAGCAUUCGUGCCACGAAAAAGUACAACGCCAAAGGUCAGUGGAGACACCUAAAUGAGGGUAACCUUACCGUAGUUUUAAACUAGUGCAUGUUCCCGUUGAGUCCGGUUCUCUGGCCAUAGUAACCCGAUGACUGAUAUUAUCAAUAACAUUCAACUCCGAUUCUCAGAGCAUGGUUCCCCGAGUCCGAAGUUGAAAGGGUUAAUAAAAAGUAAAUGAUUCAAAUUGACUCUUCAAGGUUUGUUAACCUUGUAUCUAUCUGCUACUCAUUGGCUUUAUGUUUUGUAUAUAGAACUUUAGAAACUUGACAGUUUCGUUGUAGUCAUAUUUUUAGAGAUUCAUAGCUUUAAAUUAGGAUUAUGGAAGUUUUUCUAUACCAAAAAAUGUAUAUUAUAAUUUGUUAGUUUGUUUUGGUAUAUCGAAGACUUUCAAAUACAAAUUGUCGUAGGUUAUAUUGUAAUGUAGUUAUUUAAUGUUUUGUAACGAUAUUAAUGUUGCCGUAACGUUACCAAUUAUUUAAAAUUUAAAUGUACAUAGGUACGUACUCGAGUUAGGACCGAGCAUUGUAUUCACGAUGUGUAUUUUUGUAUUGUAACAUUCAAAAAAGCGAUAAAGGUUUGUAAUAAAGUAUAAGUAAACACAAA